UAAACUGGCAUGCUCAUCUUAUCAUUUUCAGCAUAGGAAUAUGAGGCAUAGUGCUUGAUUAGAUUUUCUUGUUUAUCUCAAAAAAGAAAAGAUUAGACUUUUCUUGUUAUAUGUCUGUAGAUGACCUACAAAUAACAACCUUCCUGUUUACCUCCUCAUACAUACUCACAAGUGCAUAGGCAUGGCCAGCUCGUCAGCGUUGGAGUUCACCGUGAGGAGGAAGCUUGCGGUGCUUGUGCCGCCCGCGGCCCCUACGCCGCGGGAGCUGAAGAGGCUCUCCGACAUCGACGACCAGGACGGGCUUCGCUUUCAGGUCCCCAUCAUCCACUUCUUUCGGCAGCAUGACGGCCGGGACGACGACCCUGCGCCUGUACUACGCGGCGCCAUAGCGGCGGUGCUCGUGCACUACUACCCGUUCGCGGGGCGGCUGAGGGAGCUCGAGGGCCGCAAGCUCACCGUCGACUGCACCGGCGAGGGCGUGCUGUUCGUCGAGGCUGAUGCCGACGUCUGCCUCGACCAGUUUGAUGCGGCCCUGGGGCCGCCCUUCCCGUGCCUCGACGAGCUCCUAUUCGACGUCCCCGGCUCCUGCGGUAUCCUCGACUGCCCGCUCCUCCUUUUCCAGGUGACACGGCUCGCUUGCGGCGGCUUCGUCAUGGCUGUGAGGGUACAGCACACGAUGGCAGAUGCGGCGGGGAUGGUGCAGCUCCUGGGUGCUAUCGCGGAGCUGGCUCGGGGUGCGCCGGCGCCAACAGUGCAGCCGGUGUGGGGGCGCGAGCUGCUGCAGGCGCCGCUGCUGAACGAUGAUGUACUACUCCCACCGCGUUUUGCGCACCGUGAGUACGAUGAUGUGAUGGACAUGAAUGACGCCAUCGUGCCCUUUGAAUUCAUGGUGCACCGCUCCUUCUUCAUUGGGUGGCGGGAGAUCUCCGCCAUCCGAUCCCACCUCCCGUCGGCUCUCAGCCGCGAAGCUACCAACUUCGAGGUCAUCACGGGGUGCCUGUGGAGGUGCCGCACGACAGCUCUGGCCCCCCAUGCCGACGAGGAAAUGAGGAUGAUCUGUACCGUCAACAUCCGUGGCAAAAAAGACACUAUCAUCCCCGUCGGCUACUAUGGCAACGCCUUCGCUUCCCCGGUCGCCAUCUCCACGGCCGGUGACUUGCUCGCCAACCCUGUGAGCUAUGCCGUGGAGCUGGUGAUGAAGGCGAAGCGGGAGGUGGAUGUGGAGUACAUCCUCUCCGUGGCAGCGCUCAUGGCACAACGCGGGCGGCCACACUUUGCGGUGGCACACACCUACCUCGUGUCGGACGUCAGCAAGGUUGGAAUCCGCGACCUUGACUUCGGCUGGGGCAAUCCGGUGUAUGCCGGUCCGACGAAGGGCGGAGUCGUCGACAUACCAGGCGUCGGCAGCUUCUUCAUUGCUGUAAGGAAUGCCAUGGGCGAGGAGGGUAUCUCAGUCCCCGUGUGCAUGCCUGGCCCCACCAUGGACAAGUUCGUUAACGAGAUGGGCAAGCUCAUGCGCCCGGCAUCGGCUGGCACGUUUUCCAAGAUGUGAUCUGCAAUCUGAGUUUGAAUCAUCAUCUGGUAACACGGUUUCAAUUGACCAUCAAAAUGAGUGCUUGUACCUGAAAUCUCGACCGACUACAUGCUUCUGCGUUUAGUCACUUUCUUCUUUAGCAAACAAUGUAAGUAUGAUUUAAAUAAUUAAUAAAGAUAGCCAUGACGGCUUUGU
Molecule: messenger RNA, 1729 nt
Organism: Triticum urartu
Lineage: Eukaryota; Viridiplantae; Streptophyta; Magnoliopsida; Poales; Poaceae
Source: RefSeq, a predicted model, not a curated record